GUCUACGGCGACGGAAAAGUCGGCGCCUGUUAUCAAUAUUUUAUCCUGAAUUGCUGUUAUAAGGAGUAAUAUUCUGGAACACUGGUAUCAAUAAUAUAUUUGUGAACAAAUGGUCGCCUGAUUUAUCGGUGAACAUCAUUGAAGUUUGGUUUUCCACCGUUGUAAAAUAAAGCUACCGGUGACUUGCUGUAUCUUCGUAAUUUGUGUACGCUGUGUGCGGUUGUAGAGACAGUUAGAAAUAGCUUGAAGGAUCUUAUGCAAGAAGACACCAACCACUUGCAAGUGUCUUCUAAGAUUGAAACCAAAAUAGACUUUUAUAGAAUUGUAAAAAUAUGAGAGAAGAAGAGAUAGAAGUAGCGAUAAAAGUGGUUGUAGUUGGGAAUGGUGCAGUGGGUAAAUCCAGCAUGAUUCAAAGAUAUUGUAAAGGAAUAUUUACCAAAGAUUACAAGAAAACCAUUGGUGUUGAUUUCUUAGAAAGACAAAUUGAAAUUAGUGGAGAAGAAGUGAGGUUAAUGUUGUGGGAUACCGCCGGACAAGAAGAAUUUGAUGCCAUCACAAAGUCGUAUUACAGAGGUGCUCAAGCCUGUGUUUUAGCCUUUUCAACAGUAGAUCGUGCCUCUUUUGAUGCUGUAGAGAGUUGGAAGAAGAAAGUGGAAGACGAAGUUGGAAAUAUUCCUAUGGUUUUAGUACAGAAUAAAAUAGACUUGGUAGAUAAUGCCCUUAUAGACCAUGAAGAAGCAGAUGCAUUAGCCAAGAAAUUAAAACUUAGGUUUUACAGAACGUCGGUCAAAGAAGACUUAAAUGUGAAUGAUGUAUUUAGGUAUUUAUCUGAUAGGUACUUGGCAAGAAUACAGAAUUGUGAAGCAGAAGAGACACCAGUACAGCAAACACGGAUUGGAAGUAUAUUUGACACUGCCGGAACAACAGGAACAGUAAACAACACAAACAAACAUAUUGACACUGGUAGUACGAUACAACUCAAACCAACAAAACAAAGAACACAUGGCAAAAAAAGAAGCUUUUGUUUCAAACUCUGAAGAUUUCGUUACAAAGCAAAACGAAAAUACAAUUACAGAAAAAUUAUGCUUAAAAAUUUGUUCUCCACCCAAUUCACUGUUUUAUCAAUACAAUAACUUUUUGAGUGUUUUAGAGGGUUGUCAGCUGACUAUGCUACUUAUAUUAGUCGUUAUAUGUAAUGUACACGAAAGUCAGAAUAAUUUGGAUUCCGUCCCAAAAUAUUUUACUCAUAUCUGCAACUGCAAAACAUUAAUCCAUAUAUAUUAGUUAUAUAGCAAAUAUAUCACAUUUUUAUAAAUAUUGAAACCAGUCCUCUCAGUGGUGUCUUAAAUAGUGAAAUGAAUCAAGAUAGAAUUUGUUUGGGUGAAACCAAUUAUUUGGAAAUAUUGGGGUUGACAGUGUGCUAAGGAAAGUUGAUGGGAUCUCUACUCUCUGUUGUUGAUACUCUGGUAACUCUUGAGAUAUUUUAUAAAUUUUCUUGCGUGUUUGAUAAUAUUAUGACAGCAGUUUUUUGAAUCUAUAUUCACUUCACUGCCAGGCUGCUUUUUGCCACAGGGUGGAAGAGUUAUGAUGGAGUCCUGGAGGAUUUGAUAAUGUUACCUAGUGACAUGACCCUUUACAUAGUGAUAACUUUAUUCUUUUUAAUUUAAUGAAAUAUUUUGUA
Saccoglossus kowalevskii is the source of this 1681-nucleotide messenger RNA. RefSeq names its product ras-related protein Rab-23-like. Gene Ontology annotation, molecular function: GTP binding; GTPase activity. NCBI's taxonomy places the organism in Eukaryota, Metazoa, Hemichordata, Enteropneusta, Harrimaniidae. The record is from RefSeq and is a predicted model, not a curated record.